Molecule: messenger RNA, 3040 nt
Organism: Cyclopterus lumpus (lumpfish)
Lineage: Eukaryota; Metazoa; Chordata; Actinopteri; Perciformes; Cyclopteridae
Gene: ppp1r1b
Product: protein phosphatase 1, regulatory (inhibitor) subunit 1B
Exons: 5
Coding region: 338-922 (194 amino acids)
Biological process (GO): intracellular signal transduction
Cellular component (GO): cytoplasm
Molecular function (GO): protein phosphatase inhibitor activity
Source: RefSeq, a predicted model, not a curated record
ACUUUUCUCCCCCAAAGCCACAUCUAAGGACGUGCUUCAUUCACUUCAGCUUCACAGGUUGUAAAGAAGGGGAGAAAGAGGGAGAGGUAAAGGAUAAUACUAGCAAAUGCUGGAGAGGGAACGAGGACAGGAGGUGAAAAAGAGAGAUUGUGUUCAGUUUAGUGCUUUUCUAAGAGAAGGACGUCAGGGUGUGAAGGAGUGAGGCAGGAGAGAGGAGACAAGUCUUCAGGAGUGGGGCUACCCAGCAGUGGGAGGUUCCUCCAGGGAGGUUAUAGUCAUCUUCAGCACGACCCCUUCCUCUCCUCCACUGGGAGUCAGACACCCAGGAUACAGAACCAUGGAGCCCUCUGUUUCGACCGAGGUCGAGGGGGAGGCCAAGGAUAGGAAGAAGAUUCAUUUUGCAAUGCCGACCUCUGUGCCCACCAAUCUGGACCCUCGGCAAGUGGAGAUGAUCCGCCGCAGGAGGCCAACGCCUGCCACACUGUUUAGAGUAGCCGACCAAUCAUCUCCUGAUGAUGAUCAGUCCACCCAUCAGUGGGUCGUAGGAGAGAACGGAGUGCUGAAACCAAAACGUGUCAAUCCAAACGUGUAUCAACCUCCAUCACUCAAAGCUGUGCAGAAGAUGGCCGAAGCACACAUGCAGAACCUAGGUAUCUACCCCCCUUUGGAAGAGCCUUGUGAAGGGGAGGAGGAUUGGGACCACUGGCAGGGAGAGGAGGGAGAGGACACAUCUCCCACCAACGCUGCUGAUCACCAAGACACGGCGACCACUGAGCACUCAGUCAAGUUCUCCAGCGUGAGAGAGACGGCCAAGCAGAUCCAAGCAGCACCGGAGGAAGAGGAGGAGGAGGAGGAGGAGGAAGAAGAGGAAGAAGAGGGGAACAGAAUUAAAGAAACAACAGAGGAGAACAGUCGGGAGUAACUGAGAGAGAGAGAGAGAGACAGACAGACAGAGAGAGAGAGAGAGAGAGAGAGAGAGAUUGGGUAAACUAGGGAGAGUGAAGGUGUUUUGUCAAGUGGUUAAAAUCUGAAGAACUCAGAAGAGGUGAGCAAAUGGGUUUGUGCUGCUUUGUGGACGUGUGAAGACCAGUGAGGAUGAGGAAAAUACUUCCAUAAACUCCAACAUAAGAGCGAGCGGAGAUCCCUGUACUACUUCACCUCUAAAGGUUGAAGGUAACGGGGGAUGAAAGAGAGCACAGAGAGGCAGUUUGUGUAUGAGCAGGUGAGGAAUGAUCUACAGACCCUAAAGUUUGACUAAGAGGGGUCAACGAGGUCAACAUGACCGAAUACCAGUCAGACAAGUCCUCCCUCGACCGUGAUGCUUCUGCACAGGGCUAAAUGUUCCUUUUUUUAAAAGAGUGUAAUAGUUCCACAAUAAUCAUACUCGCACACAUAUAAACUCUCUUGGACACAUUAUACAACCUUUUCUAAAGUACUUGAAGGUCUUUAAAUGUGUGCGAUACACUCUACACUUUAUUUUGAAACGUCUCUGUUCUGAUCUGCACCAUAUUCAAUGUUGAGAUGAAAAUGUACGUGCACUGCCAUCUCGUGGUAGAAGUUUGAUCCAAAUUUUUAAAGUGAUACUCCAAACCAAUCAAGCACAUAACAUGCUUAAUAUGUUUCAUGAAGGGAAACCCAGUGUUAUGUUUGUUAUGGUCAACAUUUCUUCAAUGUAUUUUGAUUCUGUAGAGCAGUUCAUAUUGGGGGGGGGGGGGGCGGAGUCUGCGUCUCUCAUGAGGGAUGCAAAUGACCUAAAAACAAAGAACUCACAGGACAUAUUGUGGCGUGUAAUCCUUUAUUACUGUUUUUUUAUUAUUAUGUUUGAUUGGUAUCAGCCUAACUGUUUACUUUUCACUCUCCUAUUACUGUAUCAGAGUUGUGUGGUAAGUUACCACACACUGAGGUCUUAAGGAUUAUAACUUUAACCUCUGGAUUGAUUGACUUUAAUGAAUGUAUUAAUUGAUUUGUCAAACCAUUUCUUUAUCAUAAUAUGCUUCCAUUCUGCCGGUUAGUUGCAUUUUGUAAAAGUGAAUCUAUAAUAAAAAGAUAGAUACCAGAUAUAUUUGGAGUAUCACUUUAAGAAAGACUUUCUUUUUUUUUUUUGGUCUGUUAUUGUGUUAAAUCCAUGAGCAAGUGAGUGUUUGUAUGUGGAUAUAGCAUUCCACAGUAUGCUUAUAAAUAAAUCUUUAAAGGGCAAAGCUACCUCUAAUUAGUUUGAAAUACAGCACCCAAUCGUUGCCUCCAUGCAUUACACAUUUGAACUGGAUUCAUUGUGAACUGACACCAUGUUAAGGAGUCAAGAAACUUGAUUUAAAAUCCAAUAUUGUUGACCUAUUUCGGAUUUGUUCGUGAUCACGCAUUCCCUUUUGUAUGUUAACAAUUUUCUAUUGUCAUCUUUCUAAUUGUAUACAUGGAUCUGUUGUAAGAGCUAUUUUUCUAAUCUAAUGUGUGAGUAGCUGAGCGCUGGCAAUGUUUCUACUAUACGGUUACUGACAUUUGAGCAAAAUGGUCACUGCAAAAACUUUCUGACGUUUUUUUUGUUUUUUUUACCACAGAUGCUCACUUGUUCUCUCUUUUCUUCGAGUCAACAGCAAUUCAUGAAUGCUUUUAGUCAGCAUCUAGCUAAUUACAUUUCAAGUUUAACUAAAGAUACAGGAUUUGAUGUAGAAGAAGGUUUCCAGUUGUGACACGGGAUGAAUCAACCUUGUUGUUUGUAUCAUUUGGGCUGCAGUUUGUAUAUAGAAACUGUGUGAAACUUUGACCCCUGACCUGCCCAAAUAGUGGGAUGACUGGACGCGACUGUGCAGUCGAUGGCGUCCUGCCUUCUCCGCUCUCUGUUCACCUCACCUUUCCACCUGGGUCAGAAGGAAACAAUCACGGGAAGACAUGUAUGAACUCUAAUGCUUAGUCUGUCUUUAUUUUUAUUUCAUUUUUCUCUAUUUUCUUGUUUCUCAAUGUAAUGUGGUUGACUUAAGUGUGCAACAAUAUGAUAUCAAAAUAAACCGUAUUUCCUUUCUCCUUUGAACUGAUCCGAAAGUAA